CAUUGUACUUCUGACAGUUCAAAGCAGACAACUAUCAAAUUUCGGUCAAUAACUUCUGGAAGAGUCGACAAAAACUGUGUUCGGCACAAGCCCGUUGUUCAACGAAAACUCUAAAACCACAAGUUCAAAAUGGCAGUUUCGAUGGACGACUACAAACUGAGCUGCGAGCUAAUCGGUCACAGCAUGGAUGUGCGCGGCGUUGGCGAGGUACCGGCCGGAAUUGUGUCCGUUUCUCGUGACAAAACCGCGAAAAUUUGGAAAACAGAUGGGCGGAUAUACUUCCUAAACACGACGCUCACUAACCACACAAAUUUCGUCUCGUGCGUUUGCUACUUGGAGGAUGAAGGUUGGAUUUGCACGGGCAGCAAUGACUCGACAAUUUGCAUCUACGCGGAAGCGACGAGUGCGCUGAUAGGCACUCUGAAGGGGCACAAGUCGGCGGUUUGUACUCUUGCCAAGGGCCUGGGACCGAAAACACUCCUCUCGGGGAGCUGGGACCAGACCGCGAGGGUGUGGCAAAUCUCCGAGGCAGGGGCUUCCACGUUCAAAUCGCUCGAGGGACAUCAGGCUGCCGUGUGGGCUGUGACCUCCUGGAAACCGGAUAAAAUAGUGACCGGGUCGGCCGAUAAGAAUAUUAUGUUCUGGAAUCAAAAUGGGGAGAAACUUCGAGUGCUUAAAGGUCACACUGACUGCGUGCGGAGCCUAAUCGCAUUGGACAAUGGAUUCCUAAUAAGUGCCGGCAACGACGCGGUGAUUCGUUACUGGGAUCGAGACGGUGAAUGUGUGAAGGACCUGCACGGCCACGAAAACUACAUUUACACGAUUGCCCUUCACAAGCACUUCGGUGAGAACGUUGUGGUCUCGUCCAGCGAAGACUCGACUAUUCGAAUGUGGGACCUGAACUCGGGUCAACUAGGUCAGGCUAUGCUUUUGCCGGCGCAAUCCGUUUGGUCGGUGGCAUGCCUUCGAAAUGGGGACAUCGUGACUGGCACAAGCGACGGAGUCGUCCGCGUGUUUACCAAAGACCCUAGUCGUACGGCGCCUCCCGAUGCGCUAAAAGCCUACGAAGCGGCCCUCGCAGGCAAGAAAGAGGAGUCGAGUAAGAUGCUGGGCGGCAUCAAGCAUGACGAUUUACCCGGCUUGGAGGCCCUCAACGAGCCCGGAACAGAGGAAGCCAUUCGCGUCGUUAAACAUCCAGACGGGAAGGUUUUCUGCUACCAAUACAUGAAAGGCAAAUGGAAUCUCGUUGGCGACGUCUUAGGCGCAUCGGGCGGCACGCAGAAGACGUCGGGCAAAAAAUUACACGAGGGGAAGGAGUACGACUACGUGUUCGAUGUUGAUAUUUCAGACAACGCGCCGCCCAUCAAACUGCCUUAUAACCGCACCGAGGAUCCCUGGCAUGCAGCCCAGACCUUCAUUCACAAACAUAAUUUACCGCAAGUGUACUUGGAACAAGUCGCCAACUUUAUAAUUACGAAUUCAGAUGGGGUACCUGCACCGCAGCCGACGCCAGCUGGCUACGUGGACCCUUUCACCGGCGGCUCCAGAUAUAUCCCGGGAUCUGGCUCAUCGAGAGCAGAAGUGGUGGGAAAUGCUGAUCCAUUCACUGGCGGCUCGAGCUACACGACCAAAGAGAGUAGAGCGCCGCAAGUGAAGCAUUUCCCAGUCAACGACCGAAUGACAUUCGACAACUGUGAUGCAGCGAAAAUUCUGGAUAAACUACGAGAGUUCAACGCAAAAACGGGUGAUAACAAUACAACUGUGAGUGAUGAAGUGAUCGAGGCUGCAGUGAAACUAGCUUAUAAGGAAAAUGACUUCGACAAAUUAUCAGCAGAGGCUUUGAAAUGCCUGUUAAGAUGGCCCAAAGAAAUACUAUUCCCCGUCCUAGAUGUGGCCCGCUUGGCCGUACGAACUGAACGAGUCUGUGCGGCUCUCAUGAGUACCGAGUUCCUAGAAAAUCUCUUAGAAAGUUUAUCCAGUCUUCCCGCCAAUCAGCUAAUGGCCGUCCGCUGCUUUGCGAAUAUGCUCGUCCACCCGUACGGCAGCAUGCACCUGGAGCCCAUGCUGCCCAACCUCCUGCAGACCGUUUCGAAGAUAAACAAGGGCAGCCCCAAUCUGCAAAUAGCGAUUGCGACGCUGCUACUGAAUCUCUCCGUUUCCCAGAUGCAGUACGCGAAAUCAGAGAAGUGUCGUCGGAUCACGGAGGCCACCCUGGAGUUCCUGAAAUGGUGCACAGAUCUGGAAGCGGCGUACCGGGCGAUGCAGACCUUGGGCAACAUAACGUGCACGCCGUUCGGGACGGAGGCAGCGGCCCAAGUGGCUUCACUGGAGGCGGUAGCUAGCAAAAUCAGAGGAUAUGCAACCACAGACCAGCCGAGUGGGUUUGAGAAGGUCACAAAGUGCGCACAGGCCUUGGCGCUGACAUUUUGAGCUCUUCCCGGGGGGCGUGUAGUAAUUAUGCUAAAUUCAACUCAAUAUGUCAUGGCAACGUCUUUUUUAUUACAACAUCAAAUAAAUAUGUAUAAAAUUUAA
Messenger RNA from Hermetia illucens (black soldier fly), 2532 nucleotides. RefSeq names its product phospholipase A-2-activating protein (gene Plap). The transcript is spliced from 10 exons. Gene Ontology annotation, cellular component: cytoplasm; nucleus. Bases 130 to 2430 code for a protein of 766 amino acids. NCBI's taxonomy places the organism in Eukaryota, Metazoa, Arthropoda, Insecta, Diptera, Stratiomyidae. The record is from RefSeq and is a predicted model, not a curated record. Gene Ontology annotation, biological process: ubiquitin recycling; proteasome-mediated ubiquitin-dependent protein catabolic process. Gene Ontology annotation, molecular function: ubiquitin binding.